Castor canadensis (American beaver) is the source of this 4650-nucleotide messenger RNA. RefSeq names its product CDC42 binding protein kinase gamma (gene Cdc42bpg). Gene Ontology annotation, molecular function: ATP binding; protein serine/threonine kinase activity. Gene Ontology annotation, biological process: actomyosin structure organization; peptidyl-threonine phosphorylation. The record is from RefSeq and is a predicted model, not a curated record. Gene Ontology annotation, cellular component: cytoskeleton; cytoplasm. NCBI's taxonomy places the organism in Eukaryota, Metazoa, Chordata, Mammalia, Rodentia, Castoridae.
AUGGAGCAGCGGCUACGCGCGCUGGAGCAGCUGGUGCGGAAUGAGGCCGGCGGUGGCCCGGGACUCGACGGCCUCUUGGAUCUGCUGCUGGGGCUGUACCACGAACUCAGCAGCGCCCCCCUGCGCCGGGAGCGCAACGUGGCGCAGUUUCUGAGCUGGGCCAGUCCCUUCGUUACAAAAGUGAAGGAGCUGCGGCUACAGAGAGAUGACUUUGAGAUCUUGAAGGUCAUCGGCCGAGGUGCCUUUGGGGAGGUCGCUGUGGUGAGGCAGAGGGACAGUGGGCAGAUUUUUGCCAUGAAAAUGCUGCACAAGUGGGAGAUGCUGAAGAGGGCUGAGACAGCCUGUUUCCGGGAGGAGCGAGAUGUUCUGGUGAAGGGGGACAGCCGUUGGGUGACUGCUCUACACUAUGCCUUCCAAGAUGAGGAGUACUUGUACCUAGUGAUGGACUAUUAUGCUGGAGGGGACCUCCUCACACUGCUGAGCCGCUUUGAGGACCGUCUCCCACCAGAGCUGGCCCAGUUCUACCUGGCUGAGAUGGUGUUGGCCAUCCAUUCGCUGCAUCAGCUGGGCUAUGUCCACAGGGAUGUCAAGCCAGACAAUGUCCUGCUGGACACGAACGGGCACAUCCGCCUGGCUGACUUUGGCUCCUGUCUGCGUCUCAACGACAGUGGCAUGGUGGAUUCAUCAGUAGCAGUAGGGACACCGGACUACAUCUCCCCUGAGAUCCUGCAGGCCAUGGAAGAGGGCAAGGGCCACUAUGGUCCACAGUGCGACUGGUGGUCUCUGGGAGUCUGUGCCUAUGAGCUGCUCUUCGGUGAAACGCCCUUCUAUGCUGAAUCCCUGGUGGAAACCUAUGGCAAGAUCAUGAACCAUGAGGACCACCUGCAGUUCCCCUCAGAUGUGCCUGACGUGCCAGCUAGUGCCCAGGACCUGAUCCGUCAUCUGCUAUGCCGCCAAGAGGAGCGGCUGGGCCGUGGUGGGCUGGACGACUUUCGGAACCAUCCCUUCUUUGAAGGUGUGGAUUGGGAGCGGCUAGCAACCAGCACAGCCCCCUAUAUUCCUGAGCUACGUGGACCCAUGGACACCUCCAACUUUGACGUGGAUGAUGACACCCUCAACCAUCCAGAGACCCUGCCUCCACCCUCCCAUGGGGCUUUCUCAGGCCACCACCUGCCAUUUGUGGGCUUCACCUAUACCUCAGGCAGUCCUGGUCCUGAAAGCAGCUCUGAGCCAGCAGCUGCCCUGGAACAGAAGCAGGAGAAGGUGGAGCUGAGCUGGAAGCACCAAGAGGCCCUGAACAGCCCCUCAGAGCCCCAGGAGCUGUUGCAGCUGCAGAAGGAAGUACAGAGUCUGCACAAGAGGCUGGCAGAGACUCUGAGGGACAGUGAGGUCCCCUUGUCACAGACUGAUGGGUUUCCUGCUGCUAGUCCUGGCCAAGACAGUGACUUAAAGCUCGAGAAGGACCGCCUUCAGCAGGAGUUAGCUGAAGCUCGGGCAGGGCUGCAGGUGCAGGCACAGGAGCUGAUCAGAGCCCAGGCCCAGCAGGAGGAGCUGAUGCAAAGGCUGCAGGAGGCCCAGGACAGAGAGGCAGCCGCAGCCAGCCAGACUCAGGCCCUGAGCUCUCAGCUGGAAGAAGCCAGGGAUGCACACAGGGAGCUGGAGGGCCAAGUGGCUGCCCUGAACCAGGAGGUGACACGGCUUCAGGGACAAUGUGAGCGAAGUCUUGAGAAGGAGUCUUCCCUGACCCAGCCCAUCCACAUAGCCUCUGAGACCAACGGCACAGGAUUACCCGAGGCGGGACCUCAAGAGGCCCAACUGAGGAAAGAGGUGGCUGCUCUGAGGGAACAGUUGGAGCAGGCCUGCAGCAUUGGGAGCAUUGGGCAGGAGGAAGUCCUGUGCCAGCUGCAGGAGGAGAACCAGCGGCUGAGCCGGGAGCAGGAGCGGCUAGCGGAAGAACUGGAGCAGGAGCUUCAGAGCAAGCGGCGAUUGGAGGGCGAACGGCGGGAGACUGAGAGCAACUGGGAGGCUCAGAUUGCUGACAUCCUCAACUGGGUGAAUGAUGAGAAGGUCUCCAGAGGCUACCUGCAGGCCCUGGCCACGAAGAUGGCUGAGGAACUGGAGUCCUUACGGAACGUAGGCACCCAGACACUCCCUACCCGACCUCUGGACCACCAGUGGAAGGCACGGCGGCUGCAGAAGAUGGAGGCGUCGGCCCGGCUGGAGCUGCAGUCAGCGCUGGAGGCUGAGAUCCGUGCCAAGCAGGGUCUGCAAGAGCGGCUGACGCAGGUUCAGGAGGCCCAGCUGCAGGCUGAGCGCCGCCUGCAAGAGGCCGAGAAGCAGAGCCAGGCCCUUCAUCAGGAGGUAGCUGAAUUACGGGAGGAGCUGCGGGCCCGAGGACCAGGAGACGCCAAACCUUCAAGCUCCCUCAUCCCCUUCCUGUCCUUCUGGAACACAGAGAAGGAUUCCGCCAAGGACUCUGGCAUCUCAGGAGAGGCCUCCAGGCCUGGAGCAGAGCCAGAGCUGAGGCCGGAAGGCCGUCGCAGCCUGCGAAUGGGGGCUGUGUUCCCUAGAGUACCUGUGGCCACCACUACCCCUGCAGAAAGUCCUCCUGCUAAGCCUGGCUUACACACACUGCGCCCCCGGAGUUUCCCGUCGCCCACCAAGUGUCUCUGCUGCACUUCUCUGAUGCUGGGCCUGGGCCGCCAGGGCCUGGGCUGUGAUGCUUGUGGCUACCUCUGUCACUCAGCCUGUGCCCCACAGGCCCCGCCCUGCCCCGUACCCCCUGACCUCCUCCGAACGGCCCUGGGAGUGCACCCUGAAACUGGCACUGGUACUGCCUAUGAAGGCUUCCUGUCGGUACCACGGCCCUCAGGCGUCCGGCGGGGCUGGCAGCGGGUCUAUGCAGCCCUCAGUGACUCACGGCUACUGCUGUUUGAUGCCCCUGACCCACGGGCCAGCCCAGCCAGUGGGGCCCUUCUGCAGGCCUUGGAUCUGAGGGAUCCCCAGUUCUCGGCCUCCCCCGUCCUGGCCUCAGAUGUUAUCCAUGCUCAAUCCAGGGACCUGCCACGAAUCUUUAGGGUGACGGCCUCCCAGCUAACAGUGCCACCAACCACAUGCACUGUGCUGCUCUUGGCCGAGAACGAGGAGGAGCAGGAGCGCUGGCUGCAGGUGUUGGGUGAGCUGCAGCGGCUGCUGCUGGACACACGGCCAAGGCCCCGGCCCGUGUACACACUCAAGGAGGCCUAUGACAACGGGCUGCCGCUGCUGCCCCACACACUCUGUGCUGCCAUCAUUGACCAGGAGCGGCUUGCCCUGGGCACCGAAGAGGGGCUGUUUGUGAUCCAUCUGCACAGCAACGAUAUCUUCCAGGUGGGGGAGUGCCGGCGGGUGCAGCGGCUGGCUGCGAGCCCUGCAGCAGGCCUUCUGGUUGUGCUGUGCGGCCGUGGCCCCAGCGUGCGCCUCUUUGCCUUGGCGGAGCUAGAGAGCUCAGAGGUGGCAGGCACCAAGAUCCCUGAGUCCCGAGGCUGCCAGGCAUUGGUAACUGGGCGCAUCCUGCAGGCCCGCACCCCUGUGCUCUGUGUGGCCGUUAAACGCCAAGUGCUCUGCUACCAGCUGGGCCCAGGACCAGGACCCUGGCAACGCCGCAUCCGGGAGCUGCAGGCACCUGCACAUGUGCAGAGCCUGGUGCUGCUAGGUGACCGGCUCUGUGUUGGUGCUGCUGGAACCUUCGCACUCUACCCGCUGCUCAACGAGGCUACGCCCUUAGCGCUGGGGGCUGGCCUGGUGCCUGAGGAAUUGCCACCAUCCCGCGGGGGCCUAGGUGAAGCACUAGGUGCUGUGGAGCUCAGCCUCAGUGAGUUCCUGCUGCUCUUCGCCACUGCUGGUGUCUACGUAGAUGGCGCUGGCCGCAAGUCUCGUGGCCAUGAGCUGCUGUGGCCAGUGGCCCCCACGGGCUGGGGGUACACAGCCCCCUACCUGACAGUGUUCAGCGAGAGCUCCAUUGAUGUGUUUGACGUGAGGAGAGCAGAAUGGGUCCAGACUGUGCCGCUCAAGAAGGUGCGGCCCCUGAAUCCAGAGGGCUCCCUGUUCCUUUAUGGCACCGAGAAGGUCCGUCUGACCUACCUCAGGAAUCCGCUGGCAGAGAAGGACGAUUUUGACAUCCCCGAUCUCACCGACAACAGCCGGCGCCAGCUAUUCCGCACCAAAAGCAAGCGCCACUUCUUCUUCCGCGUGUCCGACGAGCAGCGGCAACAGCAGCGCAGGGAGAUGCUAAAGGACCCUUAUGUGCGCUCCAAGCUCAUCUCACCGCCCACCAACUUCAACCACCUCGUUCACGUGGGCCCUACUGAUGGGAGGCCCAGUGCCAGGGACCUACCCAGGGUUCUGGAACAGAAGGGGCGAGGUGCCCGCAGCUCUGGCUCACAACGGCCGCACAGCUUCUCAGAGGCAUCCCGGCGCCCAGGGUCCAUGGGCAGUGAUGGCCUUCCUGGAGAUGCAGACCCCACAGUGAAGAGGAAACCUUGGACCUCUCUGUCCAGCGAAUCAGUGUCCUGCCCCCAGGGGUCACUGAGCCCUGCGGGCUCCCUGAUACAGGUCUCAGAGCGACCCCGAAGCCUCCCACCAGCCCCGGAGUCAGAGGGCUCCAGUUGA